UCCCGUGGUGCCAUGAACUGCUUUCGUUUCCCAUGGUUCCUAGAGAACAGCCCCACCCAAAUAUACAAAAAGUUGUGGGUAAGCUCGGCCAUCAAAGACAGACAGGUAGAAGUUAGGGUUCGGUUUGAAAUCAUCAGUUACUGCCCUGUAGGUUUGUUUGAACGCUUGUCUGUACAGAUCAAUGAUCUCGUGACUAGGGUUACCGAAUGGAAGGACGGAACUCUCGUGAGGACAUUAAACGACAGGCUCCUGUUGCUGCAGCGCACGAAGGAACAUAACGUGACAUAUCUACUUCUUGCCACACGUGUACCGGGGCGUGAGCUGGACCAAGGAUGGGCAGAUCUCAUGCCUAUCGUGAACAAAGCGGCUGGACUGCUCAAGGAAUGGCCAGGUGUGUUGUCGUAUUUGUUCGUGGACUGCGGACAUUGUUUCGGGAGGCUGGACAGUCAGGAAUGGUCGAAUUUGUCCUCCCGGGAAAUCGGUCACUUUCCCGGAGAGGUGCUGUAUACAGACCGUCCUGUUCACCUGACUUGCCCCCGUACCGGUGACGACAUCAACCCAGCUUUGGUGUAUCCCUCUUCACCACCCCGGAAGUCCAAUCCAGGCCUUCUCAGUGACGUAGGAAUGUUAUGCCUUGCAAAGCAGCUCGGGAAGGAAUGGAAAAGUCUUGCCAUUGAGCUAGGAUUCACCCUGGCAGAAAUCCAGCGCUUACAAAGUGAUAACCCGUUCAGCACCGAGGACAGCAUCUUCUCGAUGCUGGUGCAGUGGAGGCGCCGCCAGGGGGCGUCAGUAAACGUAAGCGCCUUGGCAGCAGCCCUGACCGCCGCUGGCAGGAAGGACCUGGCUGAUAGCGUUUUGGAACACCUGUGAUAGUAUUAUCGAAACAGUCGCUAGCGUUAAAUGCCAAAUCUUAAUCUUGCCACGAUGUCAAUUACAAUAAUUACAUGCUUGGGUAUAUGAUAAGUAUGAUUAAUAUUUCUCAACCAUGUCGGGCAGU
Molecule: messenger RNA, 997 nt
Organism: Branchiostoma belcheri (Belcher's lancelet)
Lineage: Eukaryota; Metazoa; Chordata; Leptocardii; Amphioxiformes; Branchiostomatidae
Exons: 3
Coding region: 13-870 (285 amino acids)
Biological process (GO): signal transduction
Molecular function (GO): protein binding
Source: RefSeq, a predicted model, not a curated record